AUUCUUUAAAAUCUAAAAUUCUUUAUUCAAUUGUGCAAAUGAUUUGUCGGUGUUGAGAAAAUUGCAUCUUCGUUUGAGAGGAUACGAGUUAGAUUCUUCACAGCAGAGGAAAUGCGUGUUGACUGGAUUAAUGAAGUAGGAUUCCUUUGCAUUACAACCACUUCAUAUCGGGGUUAUUUGAUAACUGAAAUGUUUGAAUAUAAUUGACAAGAUUGCCGAGAAACGCCCCGACAGCAAAUUCUGUCGAAACAUACUCAUAAUGAAUUUGUUUUUGCUGUUGUUUGCAACAUCACAACAUGUUACAGGUGUGAACUGAACGUGAGCGUGUUCUAGACCAAUGCAUUCUGUGGCCGAAACCCAAGAAAUGUUUCCAAAGAUUCUGCUAUUGUGAAGUACCAUGUUAAAUGGCACGUCUAGUCCAGAGAUCCGUCCUGUGGAUGACUAUAACACGACAAAGUUUGAAGACACUUCUCCUUUGACGAACACCACAAGUAGCGAGGAUUUGUUUGAUUUGGAGCAGUUUAUCGUUUUAAAUCUCGGAAAUAGAACACAGGGUUUGACCACUGUUGGGGUGUUGACUGCAGUGUAUAUUACAAUAUUUCUUACUGGGAUAGCCGGGAACUUGUGUACAUUUAUUGUGAUAUAUAAAAACAUCUACAUGCACACUGUCACUAACUACUACCUGGCUAGCCUGGCAUUGAGUGAUGUCCUAGCUCUGCUGUUUGCCCUACCGCCGGAAGUGUACGCUAUCUGGGAAGCCUAUCCUUGGCGGUUUGGGGAGCCAUUUUGUAUUUUCAAAUCAUUUCUACUGGAAUCAACGUCGUAUGCAUCUGUUUUGACAAUCACUGGUUUUACAAUAGAAAGAUACAUAGCUAUCUGUCAUCCAAUCACGGGACAGAAGGUCUCGCGACAAUCACGUGCCAUGAAAUGCAUAUUGUGCAUUUGGAUCAUUUCGGCAUUGUCCGCACUUCCAUACCCAAUCCACACUCGAACGUUUUACUACAUGCAGGAUCCUCGGACUUCAUCGCCGAUACAGGACUCUCUACUGUGUAAUAUCCCGAUACAAUGGCAUCCGAGGAUGAAAAUCAUGUUCCAGGUUUCCACGUUCGCCUUUUUCUUCCUGCCAAUGACAGUUAUAAGCGUUAUGUACAUAUUGAUAGGGAUUCGGUUACGGAGAACGGAAAUAGAUUCGUCCAUCAGAUAUUUUUCAAAAGGUGCAAAGUCUACAGCUACCCGUGCAAGAAAGGCCGUUCUUCGUAUGUUGGUUGCAGUUGUGGUAGCUUUUUUUGUUUGCUGGGCACCGUUCCACGCCCAGAGAUUAACCUCUCUGUAUAUAAAGACUUGGACACCGGAGGAUAUCGAGAUACACAGCAAACUCUUCUACGUGUCAGGUGUUCUUUAUUUCCUGAGCUCAACCGUCAAUCCCAUACUCUACAAUGUCCUAUCUAGGAAAUUCAGAUAUGCGUUUAAACGUACGUUUUGCCGUUGCUGUCUCAAUCUUGAAGCGUUCCCAACGUUUUAUAAAUUAAAAGCAAUUUUUAUUAAUAAAAACGAGCAGCAAUCAACGACACCCAGUGGAAUGAGAUAUCUGUUUCCACAGAAACCAAUUGUAUUGGACACAUUCUACCAAAAACACAACAGACGUUUAUCAAAAACAGAAAAUCCAUUGAAUCAAGGCUCUACCAAAGAUACAUUGUUAAAAGUUUCUACCGGAUGUGGAUCAAGUAGCGGAACGCAUGCGCACUCAGACGGUCGUCUACAUUGUUUGUGUCGUCACAAAAGCUGUUCAAGUCAUCGGACGCGACAGAGUAUUGAAAGCCAAAUGUUCUGUAAACAAUUCAGUAACGCUUCAUACCAAGAUAUAGAGACUCUAAAAAGACUUCAGUGUUUUCGGGACGAAUGCCAUUUGAAGUCAUUUGAUUCCGUUCCGGAAGUGACGGAGAAAGAUGUGAAUGUUAAUCUCAUAUAGUUUAUAAUAUGUACAAAAUACUUAAAGCCAUUUAAAUCACAUUGCUCAAUAUAUUGAAUGAUUUGUAGUUAUGUAAUCCCAAAGUGUAAAAAUUCUUAAAUUGCAUUGCUUUUUCGCAAAUGGUGCGUAUGCCAAACUCAUAAAAUAAUAUAUUGCCAAUCUGAGAUAUCUUAAGUGCAUAGGAAUUGAUUUUAUGUUGACGGAUGGAAAGUAAUGGGUUAGUUUAAACAUCAAUUCGUACACUGAAUGUUGAGGAAGCAGGAAUUAGCUAUCAAGAAAUGUAAAAUAUCCAAUAGUAUAAUAUAUUGGUAUUCUGUAAUAUAUAUUGAAUAUCAUUCAUUUAUAUUU
Pecten maximus is the source of this 2317-nucleotide messenger RNA. RefSeq names its product pyrokinin-1 receptor-like. Gene Ontology annotation, biological process: neuropeptide signaling pathway. Gene Ontology annotation, molecular function: neuromedin U receptor activity. Lineage: Eukaryota; Metazoa; Mollusca; Bivalvia; Pectinida; Pectinidae. The coding region runs from base 398 to 1969 and encodes 523 amino acids. Gene Ontology annotation, cellular component: plasma membrane. The record is from RefSeq and is a predicted model, not a curated record. The transcript is spliced from 4 exons.